This is a messenger RNA of Xyrichtys novacula (pearly razorfish), 10119 nucleotides long. NCBI's taxonomy places the organism in Eukaryota, Metazoa, Chordata, Actinopteri, Labriformes, Labridae. The record is from the annotation of a GenBank genome assembly.
GCAGGAUCGUGUGGAUUUUUUUUCCUCCUCCUGGACUCGGAGCGUUUGCGCGAAGCACAGCAGCAGCAGCAGCAGCAGCAGAUUGAAUGAAGUGUGUUUGCAGGCAGCUGGCCACACGGAGGACACCGUGCUGGCCUGUUCAAGAUGCCAGAGACGUAGAGCCAGAAUGCAUCAGUAUUUUGUUCCUUCUUGGAUGGGGGAGCUGAGUCUCGCCACAUUUGCCCAGUAGCUCCAUUUUUUUUCUAAACGAAGAAACAACGAGCUGCAGGGCCUCGAGAAAAGCAAUCUCCGCCUUGAUGGUAUCUGGACAGCAGGCGACUGGCAGCUCUCUGCACGGAUGAUAAAGAACUUGGGAAAGGAAAUGGUCAAGAUGGCAGCUGUGUACGGAGAGAUAAAGCUGAUGUGGUGGCAUUAGAUGUAGUAAUUUCCAUUUUCUUUGGCAUGCACGACGCAGGAUCGCGGCGCAGGACGCGGGCGCUUGUGAAGGAACGCCGUUUUGGAUUCCUCUAAGAAGACUGGCUCUUCCUUUCUUUACUAACCCCACAUUUCGCGAAAUUGCAAUGCAUGUUGACCAGGGUGUGGGCUGUGCAGGAGAAAAGGCAAUGUUUUGUUAAUGCUGGUCAUAUCUGUGUGCUGCUGCUGCGGAUAGAUAGACGCCUUGUAGGGGGAUAGAAAGACGGACACGUGCUGGGACUGGGCUGCAGGCUGGACAUUUGCAUACCGUGCAUAGUAAAUAAACUGCCUCUGAAGCCUGCACACAACAUUGAUGGAAUGCGACCUGAGUGAUUUUAUAACCCUUUGUGUAGCGACCGAGAUUUUGCGAGGAACAUCAUGGCUGAGGCUCCGCGCGACGCCAACGAGCCUCCCUCAAACGUGGAGAUAGAUCCGGAUUUCGAGCCUCAGAAGCGGCCGCGGUCCUGCACUUGGCCGCUGCCCCGUCCGGAGUCUGGUGCGGGCAAACCCGGGACGAACGACACUGACGUAAUCCCCGAAGAAGAGGACGAUGAAGGGGGCAGCACGGAGAGCGGGGACGCGCAGAAAUCCAGCGGUGGCGGUGGAGUUAAACCCCGGGAGGCGAGCAGCAGCAGCUCCAUCUCCCAGCCCGUGGAGGUCCAGCGGGGCCCCAGCAAAGAGGAGGCCGCCGAUGGCUCGCCUUCCUCGGCGCAGACCCCCACAGCGGCUCUGGGCGGCUCUGCCUCCCAGCAGCUGAGGAAGUCCUCCGCCCGCAGGAACGCCUGGGGCAAUUACUCCUAUGCAGACCUCAUUACCCAAGCCAUCGAGAGCUCCCCCGAGAAGAGGCUGACCUUGUCCCAAAUCUAUGACUGGAUGGUGAGGUCUGUGCCAUAUUUCAAGGACAAAGGCGACAGCAACAGCUCUGCAGGCUGGAAGGUGAGCGGUGACAUGCUGCUGCUGCUGCUGCUGUCAUAACAAAGACUGUGGUCAUGUAAAAACACACAAGAAACACACAAACAGCAUGUAGUAGUGGAGGAGGAUGAGGAGGAGGAGGAGGAGGGUGCAAAUGCAGGUUGAGAGGAAAACAGACACCCCCAUAUUGAACUAAUUAUUAAUUGGGUUAAUCACAUUAUCUCAUUAUUUGGCUCUUAUUGUUCAUGCACAGGUUAUUGCAAAGGGUGCCAUGAGUAUUUCUAGGUUUACUUAAAGGCAUUUUAGGCUCAUUGUUUACAUCAAGGCGCUCUGCACAUUACAUAAGGGUGUUAAUUCUUUGCUUUCUUUUUCCAGCUCAUAUUGUGGCAUUUAGUUUUAGGUGCAAUUUGGGUCUUGUUUACGUUUUGGUUUACAUAACACAUAUUUCUGCACUCAUGAAAAGCCACAUGCAGGUGAAUUAUCUACACUUAAGUUUGUUAAAUGCAUUUAUAAGUGUUCUUCAUCAACUUUGAAGCACAUUUUUUGGUGAAUGUUUAUUCUAGUGUUCAUUAUAAGGCUUAUUAUUUACAAUAAGGCUAAUUGUUGUUGGUGUAGUGGUGUAAUGGUGGAUUGUUUGGGUCAUCCUCAGACAUAUUUGGGUGUGACAUUCAUUUAUUUUUGGUGCAAUAUGGGUUUUGUUUGUUAUAUUUGGGCAUUAUAGCUGACCUUGUUGCAUCCAUAUGUGUUUGCAUUAGCCAUGUUAAGGUUUUAUCAAAAGGCAUUAAUGAGUGUUGAGGGUAAAUUUCACAUAAAUCAUGAAGCAAGUAUGAAUUUUUAGUUUUUUUUCCCACAAUAUUUGGUCAUUUUUAGAUUUAUUUCAAUAAUGCUUUUUUAGAUGUCCUUAUUUUCAUGUUGUUAAAGUCUUAAUAGAGUGUGUAUCAUAUUAUAAACCCUUAUUGUUGAGCAAAUGAAGUAAAGAGGUCAGAGUACACUCAGUGAGAAUAUGGUCAGAGUGUCAGGGCUCCUAACAGGAAUGCAAAGUGAGUUUCACUUUCAGACAACCUGCUCACGCUGCAGCAGCAGAGGGGCUUCUUAUGAGCUUCAGUGGGGCCCUGCUUCUGUUUGAUUUUAAGGAUUAGUCCAGCCUGGAAAACCAAUUCAUCUGUCAUGGAAUCAAGUCUGAUGAAAGCUUUGAGCUUUGCAGGAUUUAGAUGGUGGGGGUAGAAAAACUCUGGAAAUAGGUUUGUAAUCCUGCACAACUGUGGAUGUGUGAUGCAGGCUGAUUCGAGGGAGCUUCUUCUUGGAGGAAUUACGGCCGAGACGGCGCUUCAAACCUCAUCACUGUGAUGGGAAUCAGAGGACCAACAAAACGAGGAGUGUGUUUGGAAACAAACUGAUGCUAAUAGCUGAUUAGUCUGCACAGAAUCAGCUGGUUAGUUAAUGCUUCAGAUUAGCGGCGGUCGCUUUUCAUUCAUGUUCAGAUGCUUGUUUGCCACCAGAUGCAGUCAGCGGCUGCUAACAGAUAUGGGCUCGCAGAGGAAAGAGUUAAUCGUAGGGUUUCUGAAGCGCUGACAUCAGCAUUUCUGAGAAGAUGCUUUUCUACUGUGUGACAUUCAGCAAUUAGUCAAAAGGUGGUCAUCUACAGGGAGGUCUAUGUGCAAGAAAUGCCUUCAGCAUGUCAGGUUUGGACUUGAAAGGAGGGGUGUAGGACCAAAUUUUUGAUCCUUUACACACAGCCUUCCCCCUCCCUUCAACCAAAGCUAUUCAUUCUAGUUCACAUAUAAUGAAGCCAAACACCAAUCCAAUCCCUCUGCUCUACGGGAUGUAAAUCCAGACCUGUCACAGCGCCGUAACACAGCCGCUAACCAGGAUAACACCAGAUUCAAUGACAGCCUUCUGUGUGUAGCUCAAACAUGAGGUUAGAUUUCCUCCCUUGUUGCGAAUCCAAACAGCUCCUGUCGAGAUGACCAGCGACUCUGCUCAGCCCUGCUGUGUGCCACCCUGUCUUUUUCAUGUGGCCUGGGCACAAGAAUCAAUCAGCUGACUGUAAAUUAUGUAGGUCAAUGUGUGGCAGUGUGUGUGUUAGAGAGAGAGAGAAGCUCAGUGUUUCUCUUUGGAUCCGGCUCUGGCUAAACUGGCAUCGCUCCAGUCCCCGCUCAGAACGAGGCUUUGCUCUGAGGGUGCUGCUGCAUCGCUGCUAUGGCUGCAUGGGGGAAGGGCGGGCGGGAGUAGCUCUUUGUGAUUUAUCUCUGAAACGUUGUAUGGCUCCUUCUGUAUCUACCUGAGCAGCUUUCAGGACAGCUUACAUGUCUCUGAGGCUCUCUUCAUACAUAUAAUGUCCACUUAAUAAGCAUGCCUGGAUUCUUUAGCUGCUGUGCUGUUUGUUUUACCACCUUGCAUGUAACAGGAAUGUGGUGUUUUGCACAUUCAGAUUUGAACCAGUGUCUAUCUUGUACUACAGCAAACCUUUAACAGCUGUAUAUAUUAGGAAGACAAAAUAAAAGCAUCACCUGCUCAACGUUUCAUAUUAAAAUCCUACAUCCCCUCUAAAUAAAUAACUCCCUCUGUGCAACUCAUAACCUUUUUAUUUCAUUAAAGAGCAGUAAAUCAAAUCCUGCAGACAUUUUUGAAGGUUAUAGAUCAUGUUUUUUAUUGUCCUGUUGUGUGCUGUUUGCAAAGUGACACCGCUGUUUUGCCCCACUUGCUGUAAUAUUAUACAAUCCAAUACACCAACUCAACAAUUCAGGGACUUUUUCUUGACCACAGAGUUGAUUUAAAGCCUCUCUGCCGGGCUCAGACAGAAUUCAUGUGUCACAAAGGUUUGCUUAUUGCAGGGCUGAUGUAUUGGAUUUCACUGGACUGACCAGGACAGCUGUUGCUUUUAUUGUGUGCACUCCCUCAUAUCUGUUAAGUGAAGUCUGUUAAUGUCAGCGUUUACAGACUGCUGCUGUUCAGUCCCACUUUAGAAAUGUAGUUACAUGUGUUGCAGGUCUCUCCCCCUGACAUUCCUCUUAAUAAUGUUUAUAGAUCUAAUUAGCUGCAACUCAUCAAUACUCAGAUCUGUCAGGAGUUGCUUUGAUUGGAUACCUGCAAAUUUCGCCUGUCUUCAUCUCUUCGAUCAAUCUGUUGUUUAUCUACCUUUAAUGAACCCAGCUAAUGAAACACUAACUCAUUAAAAAAGCAGAGUUAGUCCUAGUCUAACAUCGCUUUACAGACCAAAUCUGCUGUAACUCAAUAUUUCCUCGUCGCUAAUAAUAAGACCAAAACAAACAGCGACUCAGUCCAAAUAUUGUUUGUAUAGCCAAAGCUGAUUUCUUUGUGGAAUAGACCUUUAUUGUAUUUUCACUGCCUCACAUGCGACUCUGUAACAAAAGCAUGAGCGCUGUUGUUAAUUUUCAGUUUACCUCAAAUACACAAUCACUCGCUAAAUCUUAAUUACUUCAGGGUGUUAAAUAGUCCCAAGCGAAUCAACUUUUACUCGUGUUGAACAACUUAAACUAUUAGCCCAGCUGCAGCAGGAAGGACCAUAAAUCAGACUCUGAAGUGUGAAUUUGCAACAUUUUUUGAAACAACCACAUUUUUACCUUGUCUUUUGUUUGCCACAGGUUUGUUAAUUAUUCCCCAACAGGGAAACCACCUGUCAGGUCUAAAAAAAGAAAAGUACCACUUGUUAUGUUGGGCAGACUGCUAGUAAGCUGCUAACUCCUGCGAAGGCUUUUGAGUGCAGAUCUUGCUCCUCUAACUCUGGCGAAAGUAUCUUCCUCAAUCAGAAUUUUCUUCAUGAAAAUGAAUUUAUUUAAUAUAAAUUACUUUUUAUUUUCCAAGAGGAAACAAACUGGACUUAAUGUGGAGUACAGUAGAGCAGAAAAGUAUUAUUUGGUGGGAUUUCACAGAUGAGAAUAAAAAUAGCGGAACCCAUAACCUUUUACUUUUAAGUCAGAACUUUAACCUAAUUAGGAGAUCAUUGGUUAAUUCUGAGUGAUUAGCAAAAGCCCGAUGAAGGGCGGUUGUGCUCAAAACGUCACUCUGGUGCUAUAUUAAAUAAGUGGAUAUCGGAGCCCUGCGGUGUGCAGGGAGCUUCAUUUGUCUAUUCGAUUAGCUAAAGCUAAAGCGAAUCAAGCUAAUUUGUGUGGAGUAGGAAGAGGCAUGAGGCAGGAAUGAGUAAUGAGGCACCUGAAGUUUGAUUUCUCAGAGUCACAUGCGCUUUGUUGUUGUAAGUGAUGAAAGUGUUUGCUUGUGUUUGGCCUAAUCCUAUAAUUGGCUUGAAGCGAGGGCUUUGCUGGAAGUUUGAUCUGCGCGGGUCAUUCCAUCGACUCGUUGCAUUCAGACGAGAACAGUUUCGGACACUCAUUUGUGAUCUUUCAGUUUUGUCACAAAGCAGUCUUUAUUUACAGCUGGAUCCAUACUGUAAAGGACAUACACGGACUCGUUUGUAGGUCCUACAUUGCGAGCUUGUCUGUUGUUUUCUUAGUUCCAGAGAUGGAUUUGAACAAGACCUCGGUUUACUCGAGUUAAUUCAAGCUCAAGAGAUUUAUGCUGGACCCUCUCCCAGCGAGGCUUUCUUUUUGGGCUGCAAGAUCACUGCAGACUUUUCUCCUUGUGUUACUGCAGUGUGACUUAGUGAGGGCCGGUCCUGCAGACUCCAGCUGUUUAAUUUUGUACAUGGUUGGGAACAUCUCCGGGGAAAUCCUGUAGACCUUUCUGAGCAGCCAGAAAUAGGUCACAGAGCGAGGUGCAAAGAGAAUCGUAUCUUAGAAGACACUGCAGUGCCAGAGUUGUUCGUUGUUAUGAUAGUAAAGCAAAAGAAGAAACGUGAAAUACGAUUAAUUAAAGCUUUGCAUCCUCAGAUGAAUUUGCUGAUGCCUCUCGUUGUUAAAGGAUAGAGAUGCAGAACAAAACAUUGAGAUAUACUGAUAGAUUUCCAGGAUAACACACAGAUCUUUGACAUGACAUGAUCCAAAGAGGAAUUCAGAGUGUUUCAGGCAUUUUGCUGUUUCCUAAAGUGCCUCAACUCUGUGUAAAACCGUCCGAUGUUAGAUAAAUUAUGAUCAAGAUUACAUCCUCAGCUGGAAUUGCAUUAGUGUUCAUAACAGUUAUCCAGUCGCUGCUUUGGCUGGAGAACUUUGCUUAAACCAUCAACUCAUGUUGCACAGAAUCAAGUUUUGAUAAGAGAAAAUCUCAAAAUUGGAGAAAACCGGAAGCUUGUUUGCAGCCUUUUUGAUGUUGCAAAUAUUUCAGCAUCCAGUGUGACAAAAACUGCAAAUACCAGCUAAGGGUGUUGAUUGUAAUAAUAAGUCAUCGGCUCUGUGCGCACAUGAAUAUGCCGCUCUGAAGUCCUUCACACCAAUCUUGUCUGGUCUUAAUCAAACUGACACGUUGCACCUCCCUCCAGGUAAAAACAUCCAACUGAUUGUUUUUAUCGUUCUUUAUUUCAGAAUUCCAUCCGACACAAUCUGUCCCUCCACAGCCGUUUCGUCAAAGUCCAGAAUGAAGGGACGGGGAAAAGCUCCUGGUGGAUGGUCAACCCCGAAGGCGGGAAAGGAGGCAAAGCUCCCAGGCGACGAGCGGUCUCGAUGGAUAACAGCAAGUACAUCAAAGGAGCCCGAGGGCGUGCCACUAAGAAGAAAGCCUCGCUGCAGGCAGCUCAAGACGGCAGCUCGGAGAGCUCGUCCAGCCUCUCCAAAUGGACAGGAAGUCCCACCUCCCGCAGCAGCGACGAGCUCGACGCCUGGACAGACUUCCGCUCCCGGACCAAUUCCAACGCCAGCACACUCAGCGGUCGUCUGUCCCCGAUCCUGGCCAACCUGGAGCUGGAUGAGGUGCCCGAUGACGACUCGCCCCUCUCCCCGAUGCUGUACUCCAGUCCCAGCAGCAUGUCCCCGUCCACAGGUCCCACUGGUCUCUCAGACCUAGCAGGUACCAUGAACCUCAACGAUGGUCUCUCCGACAACCUGAUGGACGACCUUUUAGACAAUAUCAGCCUGACAGCGUCCCAGCAGCCUCCUCCUGGAGAGGAAGACAACGGAGCCAACGGUCAGGGGAGCUCAGUGUUUACCUUCAGCUGCUCAGGAAGCAGUCUGGGUAGCCCCUCUGGCAGCUAUGGGCCCAACCCUCUUUUUAGCCCGCCGUCCAUCACGAGCCUGCGCCAGUCACCCAUGCAGACCAUCCAGGAGAACAAGCAGACCACCUUCUCCUGCAUCUCUCACUUCAGCGACCACCAGACCCUGCAGGAUCUGCUCAGCCUAGACUCCCACGACCACAGCAACGUCAUGCUCACCCAGUCCGACCCGCUGAUGUCACAGGCCAGCACCGCCAUUGCCCUGCAGAACUCCCGCCGAAACGCCAUGCUGCUCCGCAAAGACCACAUGUUGGUAAACCACACUGGUGCAGGUCAGGGCCAAAGCUCUUCAGUGCCUGGUUGGCAAGCUGGCUUGUCAACCUCUGACAACGACGCUGGACACCACAACACCAAGCAACCGCACCUGAAGUCUCCCAGCAAGAACGCCUCUAUGCAGCUCGGCUCUGGUUUGUCCAGCCAGGACCGCUUCCCCGCUGAUCUGGACCUCGACGUCUUCAACGGCAGCCUGGAGUGUGACAUGGACUCCAUCAUCCGCAAUGAACUGAUGGACGCAGAUUGCCUGGACCUCAGCUUUGACUCCCGCCUCACCUCCACCCAGAACGGCAACAGGAAUUCAGGGAGCUUCUCCAGCUCGAAACAGACCUCCCCUCACAGCUGGGUCCCGAGCUGAGAAGCUCUGCCAGAACUGGGGUGACAAAAAGAGGGGGAAAUGUAAAUUGGGGUUCAUUGUUCAGCAUCGUGCAACUAGAGGGAAAGUAUGUAAAAGUGUAUUCAUGUAGUCUUUUUUAUUUCUUAUGUGAGGCAUUAAGUUUGGUACUGUAUUUAAGUGUCUGAGACACACAAUGGUGUCUUCACAGAGGAGAAAAAAAGUCUUUAAAAAGAUCAAUGCCUGGGCGGUGUGAACAACAGUAUUGACUGGAAUGAAAAUACAGGACAUUUUGUUUAAACUAUAUAAAAAGCAUCAACUCGUGUUAGUCUCAGGGAAUCACUCACACAGUAUCACAAAGUGAUACAUGAAAACUGAAGAUGAAUAAUGUUUUCACCCUGCUUUCUCUCCUCUUCACACCCUUUCAUACCUGAAACAACAUUUUUGCCAAACCAGCUGUCAGCCUGUUGUGACUGACGGCCUGUUUACAGAAAAAGCUGCAGAGAAUGUUACAUUAUUACGAUCCAGUGGAGGAUACUUGACAUGCUUUUUAUUUUUUAAAGUUUCUUUGAGAGACAUAGCCUAAACGGACUAAAAAAAGAUAUUAAAAAAAAGAGAGAAAAAACAAGUGUUAAUGAAAAGCUUUUUUUUCCCAUGAUGCACAGAGUCACGCACCAAAUAUCAAUCUGUAGAGGUUAAUAUGUUAUCAAGAUGUGAACUGUGUCUUUUGUAUGUAACGUUUUAUUUUCAUUUAGCAAAUCUUACCCUGUGAUUUUAGUGACAUUACUGUGAAUAUUCCUUCUGAAGAGGUGCAUUACUGAAGUCCUGAUAAUAUGGUGUUUUUGCUGCAGAUCCCUUUUCACCAUCUUCCUCCCCCCUCCUCCUCUCUCUCUCUCUCUCUCUCUCUCUCUUUCUCCCACUUGCUGCAAUAUUGGAAGUUCAGCUCGAUAUACAGAGUUUCAAAGCUACAUCAUUUAGCAAACACUUGAGACUAUUUGGAUUCAAAUAACCACCCAUAGAGACUCUUCAGCACUCUACUGAAAUAUUUUGGUGUUUGUUAAUUUGAAGAAGUUCUUGGUGCUAUGAAUAAGAAGAUAGCAGGGAGUGGCUGCAGAUCAAGCAGCAUGAGUAGCCUCCCCUUUUGUUAUCAGCGCUAUAGCAGGUGCUGGCAAAAUUAUAUGUGUUUCCAACCCUUUGAGAGGAGGUCGUGUAGUAUCUUAGAGCCAUUUCUUGCCAUUUAAGACAGAAAACACACAGUAUUUUAAAUAUUGCCAAAAUGUUUCCACAUUUAAAGUGGAAAUAAGAGGAUAUACAGUGUAUAAAUAUAAGAAACAAGUGCUAUAAGGGCAUAAGAGAAGAAAAAAAAAAACAUCAGCACAGUUUUUGUAGGAACAGCAGGAAGAUUUUUUUAAGUUUACAUUUUUGUCAGCUGGAUGAUUUUUCACAGAAUUUGUCUUAUUGUUAAACUGCAAAUGUAUUUAUUUCCUAUUCCACAUGUAUGUUUGUGUGUUAUGCUUUCUCCAUAUGACCUGUGGUUGGGCUUUUAAAAGCACUUUUGUUGUAACGGCCUGUUAAACAUUUUGACCUGCCCAUUCCUUAUUGAUUAGGACAACACUGCACUGAAAAUGGUGCUGAAUGAACGCUAAAAUACUAUCCACCAUUUGACUACAGAAAAUCUAAAUAAAACCCCAUAUGAAUUAAAUAUAUCAAUUAAAUUCUAUGUGCUUAUUAUCUGAUUUGAUAUUUUUGCACAGCUGUGCUUCCAAAUAUCUUAUUUUAUCCUUUGUUUUUGUGAUUUAAUCCAAAAUCAAAUGACUGACUUAAAGACUUCUUUGUUUUCCACAUUUACUUUAAGUACCAUUCACUGCCAAUAAUUCAUCCACAUUUAUUCCUAUUGCUCCUACAAAACAGAAAAAAAAAAGAGACAUGAAGUCGUCAUUGCCAGUUGUAAUUCCUAUUCCUAUCUUGGUUGUAUCAGAGAUGGUGCAUGUAAAUAAAGCUUAAAGAACCACUGAGUUUCUUUGAUUUA